Molecule: messenger RNA, 1478 nt
Organism: Carassius gibelio (silver crucian carp)
Lineage: Eukaryota; Metazoa; Chordata; Actinopteri; Cypriniformes; Cyprinidae
Gene: cldn1
Product: claudin 1
Exons: 4
Coding region: 92-721 (209 amino acids)
Biological process (GO): bicellular tight junction assembly; cell adhesion
Cellular component (GO): bicellular tight junction; plasma membrane
Molecular function (GO): structural molecule activity
Source: RefSeq, a predicted model, not a curated record
CAGCACUGGUGAGGAGGAGGAGGAUGCUGGAGGAGCUUCGUAGCGGCUCUCACUCACUCCAGCAGCUGUUACUCCACACAUCACUCCAGCAAUGGCCAACGCAGGGCUGCAGCUCCUCGGAUACUCUUUGGCUUUUCUGGGUCUCCUGGGUCUCAUCGCAUCCACGACCAUGUCUGAGUGGAAGAUGUCCUCAUACGCCGGAGACAACAUCAUCACUGCGCAGGCCAUGUAUGAGGGACUCUGGCGCUCCUGUGUGUAUCAGAGCACCGGACAGAUGCAGUGCAAAGUCUACGACUCCUUACUGCAGCUGCCAGGAGAGGUUCAGGGGGCUCGUGGUUUCAUGAUCACCUCCAUCUUGCUGUGUGGCAUCGGUCUGCUGGUCGCUGCCGUCGGCCUGAAGUGCACCACCUGUCUGUCUGAUGAAAAGGAACAGAAGAACAAAGUGGCUGUGGCUGGAGGAGCUCUCUUCAUCAUCGCAGGGGUUUGCGCUCUUGUUGCCACCAGCUGGUAUGGAGAGGAUAUAAGGCGUAGUUUCUUUGAUCCAUUUACUCCUACAAACUCAAGAUUUGAGUUCGGGAAGGCUCUGUACGUGGGCUGGGGCGCGUCGGCUCUGACCCUCAUCGGCGGGAUCAUGCUCUGCUGUAACUGUGCGAGUAAACCCGCGGGGAAAUCCUACACGCCUCCUCGCGCCGCAGGAAAACCUGGAACCGACCGCGUCUGAAUCCAGUCAUUCUUUCUGCUAGUGAUGUGCCAAGCAGCUUUGAUGAACUGUUUGAUUACCAAAACGUCUAAUAUGGUAUUAAAAGACUAGCUCUAUCAAUGUUUUCAAUAUUCAAUAAAAAUGUCUUGAAAAAAGCAUUUUCUGCACUGAUGUUAUUGUAAAAAACAUUAUUGUGUAAUAACUCUUGGCUUAAGCUGAAGUGUCACUGGCUUCCUGUUUCCCAUUGGUCAGUCACACUGAUAGCUCCACCCCCAACUCAAAUCAUUGGUUGAGUCAUUAGCUAUGAUUCAAUUCAAAUUAAACUUGUGUCAAAAAUAGUUAAAAUAAUUUCCAUUCCUUGUGUUUAAGAGAACAAAAUCAUUACUUACUGGUAAAUGGAGCAAAUUAUCACUGAUAAUAAAAAGUCACUAUAUCUGGUAAAGACUGACCUCUCCUCUCUAGUGUUUUCUUCUGUUUAGAUGCUUGAUGCUCGAACACAAUCAUGUGUAAUUACACUAAAUCAUUUUAAUGACAGACUCAGCUCAGGCAUGUCAGAAUUAUUAUUUAAUUACAACAUUUGAGAUGGUGUGUGAUGAGAUGUAUUUGCUGUUCGUCUAGUAAUCCAAUCAGAUCAUUUGUUGAGACAGUCUCUUGAGUCUCUUGUUAAGCAUCCAGCAGUUUAUCUGGUACAUGUUUCUGUAGUUUGUUUAUUGUUGUUAAAUACAAGAAUAAUACAAUGAUGCUGUAUUAUUUUUUAAAUAAAAAACCCAGAACCCUC